GAGCGCGGCCGGGUUUGAAUCGGCGGGCCCCGCGCCGGUUACCGGGAGCGGGGGGGGCCCGGCCAUGCCGAUCCGCGCCCGCUGCAUCAUCUGCUCCGACUUAUUCGACAACCAGCGGGACGUGGCGGCCGUGCCCUGCGGGCACACCUUCCACCGCGCCUGUCUCACCCAGUGGUUUGACACAGCACCAAGCCGGACUUGCCCACAGUGCAGAGUCCAGGUCAGCAAAAGACACAUCAUCAAUAAGCUGUUUUUUGAUGUUGCCUUGGAGGAGCAGACAGCAUUGGAUGCAGAGACCUUGCAGAAUGAACUGGACCAGGUGAAAGCUCAGCUCUCUGUGAAAGAGAAAGAAAGGAAGGAAUGCCAGGCCCUGAUGGAUGGGUUGAGGGACACUCUGGAUGUGCGCAAUGCCACAAUAGAGUCGCUCCAGAAGGUGCUGGGAGAGACAGAGAUGCUGUGCUCCUCUCUCAAGAAGCAGAUGAAAUUCCUGGAGCAGCAGCAGGAGGAUAACAGAAGUUCAAAGGAGGAGGUCCGCCAUCUGCGGAACAAGCUGAAAGCCAUGGAGCGGAUUGAGAUGUUGCUUCAAAGCCAGCGUCCCGAAGUGGAGGAGAUGAUCAGAGAUAUGGGAGUUGGGCAAGCAGCGGUGGAACAGCUGGCGAUCUACUGUGUCUCGCUGAAAAAAGAAUAUGAAAACUUGAAGGAGUCUCGGAAGACCUCUAGUGAGAUGACAGAGAAGCUGAAGAAGGAGCUGUUUUCUGUCAAUGGCAAGCUGCAGAAAAGUGUUUCAGAGUUGGAGAUGACAAAGGAAGAGUUAAAAAGCACCCAGAAGGAUCUGAAGAAUGCGGACAAGGAGAUCUUGAGUUUGAAGAAGAAGAUAGACAUCCUGCAGGAUACUCUGAAAGUCCCAUCUGUAACCAGGGAUACACUCAGUCGACUAGUCUUUGAAAGCCCCACUCCCGUGGAACUGCGGCAACCGAAGCUCCGCUGCCCGGCCAACAGCGACGAGAUCGAUCUAGAUGCUACUUUUGAUGUGGACACCCCUGAACAUCAGCCCUGCAGAUCUCAUUCCAGCCCUGUAAAGAAGCAGAAGCUGAAUAAAAAGCCGCCUCCCAUGGUAGAUCUGGCAAAGAAAGUUCUGAAGGAAACAGUGGAGAACUGGCCAGAUGAUCUGGAGGAUGAUGCUUUUAAAGGACUCUUGCCAGCAUUCAUGAGGAACUCUAUUCUCUCCAAGAAGCCAUCUUCGGGUAGCUUGCUGGGUCCCCACAAGAACAUAGGCACUGUGAGAAUGGGGUAUGAUGGUUUGGGCGGCAGAACAAAGUUCAUAGAGCCUACAAACCUGGCAGAAAUCCGUCCAUUAGCAGUGAGGAGGAAGAAGAACGCCUCCAGGCCAGCACCUAUAGCUCCCUCUGCCUCUUCCUCCAGCAGCAGCCAGGCCAGGCUGGACAGUUUCUUGCAGUGAGAGCCCCUGCCUUCCCGGGGGCAGAUACAGGACAGAGCACACUUGUCCAGAGCCUGACUCAAAGCAACGUGCAACUGCUGCUGUGCGGGGUGCUACGACCUGCCCCAGGGAGAAUCCUGGCCUUACAGCAAGCUGACAGGAGACGAAGCCUUUGGCUAAUGCUUGGACUGAUCUACCCUCCUCACCUUACACUUCCUUCCUAUUUUCUUGUAGAAUAAACAGUUUGUUCAUCUUCUGGCCUGCUCGGAACUCUACAGUUGCUGCAGCUGUUGGGCUCUGACAUCGGGUGGAACUGUGCUUCUUGGAUGUAGCUGCAAGCUAGAGGUGUGGGAAGGGUGUCUGGGAUGUUGGGCUGGAGCGAGAGCAGGGAGGAGGGACCUGGGCCAGCUCUAUGCCUGGUGUAAAUACCUCUAAGAAAGUUUCCUGGAGGAAGAGGCGUGCAGAGGGCAGAGCAGCGCUGGCCUGCGUUGCUGCAGGGUGGCCGUGUAUUCAUCAUCAAAUGAAACACCUUCCCUCCGCCGCAGGCCUGUGGUGGUUGGGGAGACCCGUGGGCCAGCCUGGGGGAUGUUCCACCUUCCCCUGGUUUGGGCCGUGAAGUUCACUGCAUUUGUGCAGGCUUGGCUUUGAAAUUGCUGACCUGGGGAGCAGGGUGUUGGGGGUGACCCCCCUGCCCUGCUGGGAAUGGGGAGAACAGUGUGCUGAUGUGACCUGUUCGUGGCACAUGCUGCUCUGUAACUCACUUGAUAAUUUCUAUUUUUUUUUUUUAAUGAAACUGUAGGGAUUUUCUUCUUUUGUAACUGAUCUGCCUAGUGAUUUCUGAGGGUUUGGAAUGGCCUGAAGAAGUGCUGGAGAACGACACCCUUCAGGGGAAGGGGAGACUGAUGGAGCUGAACCUGUCUGGGGUUCCUCAGCUUGGAGCCAUGGGACAGGAGAUCCCCUCUUGCCCCACGGCUGAAGCAGGGCUGUUCAAGCUGCAAGGAGCAGAUGUGGUGAGGUACCUCCCUACAGGUCUCUACUGUAAAAAUCUGUCACAUUUCCUACUUCCAGCUGCUUCAGGUUGGAAGCCUCAGUGCCUGGACUGGCUAAAAAGAUGUCUUCAGGGAAUAAAAUAUAUUGCUGCGCACCCUUGUUAA
Molecule: messenger RNA, 2592 nt
Organism: Tyto alba (common barn owl)
Lineage: Eukaryota; Metazoa; Chordata; Aves; Strigiformes; Tytonidae
Gene: TRAIP
Product: TRAF interacting protein
Exons: 15
Coding region: 65-1459 (464 amino acids)
Molecular function (GO): zinc ion binding
Source: RefSeq, a predicted model, not a curated record